AUGACGCUUUCGGGAAAUGAAGAUAACUACGUUUACCAAACUUCUUUUUUUUUUUUUGGACUCUCCCCUGCUUACCGCUACAUAGCCACGACUAUUAACUUUGUAUUUAAUUUUUUUACUUCAUUUUUGUAUUAUGAUGACGUCAUCUACUACGGCAAGUUCAAAAACAGAACCACCCCGAAUACAGUGAGCGGGGAACUGAAGAUCUCCGGUGUGGGCGCGCAGGACGGGGGCAAGUUCACGCUGGAGUUAAACAAGGUCUCUCAGCGGAACUCCUUCAUUUUCAAGAUCAUCAGUCCAGUACCUAAACCUCAGAUCCAUGUGUCCCCGGUGGCGUGUUCCAAAGACUCGGUCCGAUGCAAGCUGCACUGCGGCGGAGACACCAGCGAGGCUGAACCGGUGACCUUCCAGUGGUCGCACAACCCAGAGGUCAAGACAGAAAACAUCACUAUUGACGUCAUCAAUCAAGAAGUGAAGAGCUUCUCCUGCUUCAUGACGAACCCCAUCAGCCAGAAGGAAAGCGAGCCCUUCGCCAACCCCUUUUAUCAGGAAAAGGACAACAUCAUCGCACCGGGAGGGAUCGCCGGCCUGGUUAUCAUGUUCCUGGUGGUCGUGGAGGCGGCAGUGGGCGGCGCCCUGGCUUGACGCCACAAGCGCAAACGCCAUGACGAAGGAACACGUCCAACCAGCACGAACCGGUCCGAGCGGGUGCUGCUGGACAAGCCUUGACGAUCCCGUCGAAGGGGUGUUUUGUGUGGCCCGCAGUCUGGACCGAAGGAGGAUGUCCAUGGCUUACCACUGCAAGUGUCCCUGCAGAGUGGUCAAAAUGUCCGCUUUUAAAAAAUUUUUGGGGGAUCAGUCCCCCAAAGAUUAAUGUUUGGCCUUCUCUCGCACUAAUCCAAUUGUCCAUUUUAUUAAUGCUCUGCUUGGACACUUCCGCUUUUGAUCCUUGCCGUGUCACGUCCGCGCCAUGACAAUGCAAUUGCACUUUUGAGAAAUGAAGAUAACCACCUAACUUCUUUUUUUUUUUUUUUUUUUGGCUCUCCCCUGCUUACCGCUACAUAGCCACGACUAUUAUCUUUGUAUUUCAUUUUUUUACUUUAUUUUUGUAUUGACUUUCUGAAACUGGCCCCUGACACAAAGCUCCAAAGUAAAAAUGUAUAAAUGGAUGCCUCGUUUCUCAAAAACCCAUUAAUGCAUUAUUUUACAGUAUAAAUGUUUAAUUAUCCAUCCAUCCACCCAUUUUCGACCGCUUGUCCCUAUCUCAGCUGCAUUUGGGCGGAAGGCGGGAUACACCCUUGACAAAUCGCCAACUCAUCGCAGGGCCAACAUAUUUUUCCACAUUACUUUCUUUUUUAAAAUUGACUUUCUGAAACAGCCCCUAAUGUGAAGUUCCUAAAGCAAACAUGAAUAGAUGGAUGGUUUGUGUCUCAAAAACCCACAAGGUGCAUUAUUUAACAGGAAAAAUUUAAAAUUUUCCCCAUUAUUUUUUUUUAAAUUGACUUUCUGAAACUGGCUCCUAAUGCAAAGUUCUAAAGCAAACAUGAAUAGAUGGAUGGUUUGUGUCUCAAAAACCCACAAAGUGCAUUAUUUUACAGUAAAAAUGUAAAAUUUUCCCCAUUACUUAAUUCUUUAAAAUUGACUUUCUAAAACUUUGCCCCAAACGCAAAGUUCUAAAGCAAAAAUGAAUAGAUGGAUGGCUUGUAUCUCAAAACCUCAUAAGGUGCAUUAUUUUACAGUAUAAAUGUUUAAUUUUCCACAUUAUUUUUUAAUUGACUUUCUGAAACUGGCCCCUAACGCAAAGUUCUAAAGCAAAAAUGUACAAAUGGAUGGCUUGUAUCUCAAAAACCCAUAAGGUACAUUAUUUUACAGUAUAAAUAUUUAAUUUUCCCCAUUAUUUUUCUUUUGAGUUUCUAAAACUGGCCUCCAACGCAUAGUUCUCAAGCAGUGGUUCUUAACCUUGUUGAAAGUACCGAACCCCAGCAGUUAAAUAUGCGCAUUCACCAAACCCUUCUUUAGUGAAAAAUAUAUAUAUAUUUUUUUUUAAUCAAAUUUGAGAUAAAGUUAUAUCUUUUUUUUUUACUGGUGCACAAAAUGAACCACAACAAAUUACACAACUGCAAAGCAGACGGAAAAUUAGGGGGAACAUUGUUUAGGGGUACCGGUAUCCAUAAAGUUUUUAUUUACGUGAUGAGUCGAGUGUGUCAUGACCACCCCCGAACCCCUGAGGCCGACUCACCGAACCCCUAGGGCAGUGUUUUUCAACCUUUUUUGAGCCGAGGCACAUUUUUUGCGUUGAAAAAAUGCGGAGGCACACCACCAUCAGAAAUGAUUUAAAAUUGAAAUUCACUUAACAGUAAAAUGUGGUUGUCGCAAUUGUUGGAUAUGACCUUAAAGCAUAAGCAAGCAUGCAUCCUUAUAGCUCUUGUCUCAAAGUAGGUGUACUGUCACCACCUGUCACAUCACAUCAUGACUUAUUUUCACUUUUUUGCUGUUUUUCUGUGUGUAGUGUUUUACUUCUUGUCUUGCACUCUUAUUUUGGUGUUUUUUUCUCUUUUUUUUGGUAUUUCAAGUCUUCCUUUGAGCGACAUUUCUACUUUGUUUUAGCAAUAGAGAAUAUUUCAGUUGUUUUUAAUGCUUCUUUGUGGGGACAUUGUUGAUUGUCAUGUCGUGUUCCACAGUAAGUCUUUGCUGUCGUCCAGCAUUCUGUUUUUGUUUACAUUGUAGCUAGUUCAGUUUUAGUUUUGUUCUGCAUAGCCUUCCCUAAACUUCAAUGUAUUUUCUUAGGGGCACUCACCUACUGUUUAUUUUUGGCUUAAGCAUUAGACACCUUUUUACCUGCAGACUGCCUCCCGCUCUAGACAGUAUCGACACUCAACAACACAUCAUUUGCAGACUAUAAUUACUGCUUUGCAAACGAUAUUAUUAACCCAAAUAGGUGAAACUAGAUAAUUUCCCACGGCACAGUUGUUGAAAAACACUGCCCUAGGGUUCGAUCGAACCCAGGUUAAGAACCAAUGUUCUAAAGGAAAAAUGUACAAAUGGAUGGUUAGUAUCUCAUAAGGUGCAUUAUUUUACAGUAUAAAUGUUACAUUUUCCACAUUAUUUUUUAAUUGACUUUCUGAAACUGGCCCUAACGCAAAGUUCUGAAUGUAUAAAUAUUUAUUUUUCCACAUUCGGGAAAGGCUGUCCAUCCAAUGUGUGUAAAAAGUGUACAUUGUAUUUUUGGUUCAGCACUUACAAGUGCAUAACUUUAAAUUGUACGCUUUCAUAGGCACAUGUUUUUGUAAAUAUCUGGAUUUGUAUUACAUUUUUUUUUUUUGACAAGCUCUCAUGUUUUAUUGAGACUGCAAAAAAAGGUCUUCUUGACAGACAUUCUUUUGACUUUUUCCCAAAUGAAUCGUUCGCGUUUUGCUGCUUUUUCGAAUGGUUUCAAGCGCUUAAAUAAACGAUUUGCUCGAUCGACCCCUGAA
Messenger RNA from Nerophis ophidion (straightnose pipefish), 3473 nucleotides. RefSeq lists its product as uncharacterized. Bases 1 to 645 code for a protein of 214 amino acids. The transcript has a single exon. The record is from RefSeq and is a predicted model, not a curated record. NCBI's taxonomy places the organism in Eukaryota, Metazoa, Chordata, Actinopteri, Syngnathiformes, Syngnathidae.